UAGGUCAAGUUGAGCGGGGACAGGACAUAUGUAACAACCUAUAAAGUCAAGAAUCCCAGUGAAUGAAUCGGUUUAUCUGGAAGCCAGCACUGACUCUCAGUUGUUACAUCUCCAGACGCUGAAACAUUUGAAACGAAAAUUUGAACUUUCAGUUAUUUGCCAAAAUAAUGACGUGAGACCUUUCCAGGAAGAAACCACCACACUGUGGAUAUCCGAAGAUUAGCAUUCCCUGGAUCUGUGCCACCUUUGAAAGGCUGCUUUGCGCCCGGAUGAGCCCAAGGAUCUUGUCCCGAGGAGCUCGUGUCCGGCAUGGAGGUCAUGCAGACAGGCUGGGUCCACCAGGCCAUCGUCAUUGACCAUGUACCAUGAAGUCUCCCAGUUGUUCUCCUUGGUUAUUUGAACAGAAUGAAGAUAAUUGUUCUGUUGUCUCUCUGGAAUCCAGUGUUUUCUACAACGAAGAAUGUGUCAAUAAAAAUCCUUUAAACACCUUCAUCAUAAAUGUUGGGGGCAGCAGGUUCAUUUUGUCUCCUGAAACUCUGUUGUCCUACCCUGAAACACGUCUGGGGAAACUGGCUAUGUCUGAACAGGACUCUGUGCUGGAGCUAUGUGAUGAUGCCAACUUUGUGGACAAUGAAUAUUUCUUCGACCGGAGUUCUCAAACCUUCAAAUACAUCAUAAAUUAUUAUAAAACUGGUAGAUUACAUGUGAAUGAAGAACUUUGUGCAAUGUCUUUUUUACAGGAAAUUGAAUACUGGGGAAUAGAUGAAUUUAACAUUGACAUUUGCUGCAGAGACAAAUAUUACAGACGGAAAGAAAUUAAUGAAGCUUUAGACAUAAAGCAAGAUGCAGAACUGAUUCAGAAUGAAGAGGAAGAUUUCUCUGGAGUAAUUUGUGAAAACCUAAGACAAAAACUAUGGGUCAUGAUGGAGAAACCUGACUCUUCAAUACUGGCUAAAAUAUUUGGCAUCCUUUCUGUAGCAUUUGUUCUCAUAUCCAUUGCAAACAUGGCUCUCUUUUCCCUUGAAUAUACAAUAUUGGAACCCCCGUUAUUGAAUGCAGUUGAGUAUAUUUGUAUCACCUGGUUUUCUGCUGAGUAUUUACUGAGAUUUUUCUGUGUCAAAAACAAAUGGAAGUUUCUUAAGAGUCUGGUAAAUAUCAUCGAUCUUAUUGCUGUGAUCCCAUUUUACAUCACUAUGCUGGUGGAGCAACUUUAUGGAGGUUCCACAGAAUUGGAAAAUGUGGGAAAGGUUGUCCAGAUCCUGAGAUUGAUGAGAUCGCUACGUAUGUUGAAGCUUGGAAGGCACUCAACAGGUCUGAAAUCUCUUGGAAUGACUGUCACUCAAUGUUAUGAAGAAGUUGGCUUACUUCUCCUUUUCCUGUCUGUGGGCAUUUCCAUCUUCUCAUCAGUGGAGUAUGCUGUGGAACACAGUGCCCCAGAGACAACAUUUUCCAGUGUUCCCUCUGCAUGGUGGUGGGCAACAACAUCCAUGACCACUGUGGGUUAUGGAGAUAUUCGACCUGAAACUACUGUUGGGAAGAUAAUUGCUUUUUUAUGUAUCUUGACUGGCAUAUUGGUCUUAUCACUACCUAUAGCGAUUAUAAAUGACAGGUUCUCCUCCUGUUACUUUACUCUGAAGAUGAAGGAUGCUGCCCUUCGACACCAUGAUGCUUUGAAGAGGCUGACCAAGAAUUCAGCUUUUGAUUCCAUUGCCAAUGUUAAUUUACGAGAUGUUUAUGCACGUAGCAUUAUGGAAAUGUUACGGAUUAAGAAUAGAGAAAGGGCAAGUACCAGAGGUAGUGCUGGAGGUGAAAUUUGGUGAUCUACUGUUAAUUAAUGUAGUGUGCGGUCUAUUUCCAGCCAGUUAUUUAUAAGUCUUAGUAAAAGAGGCAAUCUCAAAACAUAGUUGCUCAGGACACUUGUCUCAAACUUAAACAUUACAGAUUUUUGAUCCUAAUUUCAAUCUUGGUCUUAGUUUAAAAAAAACUCAAAAAGGUUUGUAAAUUUUAAUUCUGCCAUUUGUGAUGCUAUCUUUCUGAUGGAUUCAGCCUCCUCACAGUCACAAAGUCAUGGAAUUUAAUGACAGAUUUGUAAGGCUUCUUUUAUAAACCAACAUAUCCAUAAACAAUUAUACAUGGAAAUUAAUGUCCCAUAAAAUACCCUGUAAGUAUCUUCAAACUUAAAUUUUGUCAUAAUGGAGAACUGAGUGAUUUAACUGAGGAGAAACAUGGACCACUGAAAUAUGAAAACACUGAACUAAAUAGAUCCAAGAUUACAUUUCUGAACUAUUUAUUAUAUAUACACUAUUUAUUGGAAUUUAUAACAAUCAUUAUUAGUAUUUCACAUCAGUGUCUUUAUAUUUUAUUUUUAGGAAUUAGUUAUUAACAGAAAGCAGUUUUGGACUAGAUUUUAUAAAUGGGAGAAAUAUCAAAUGUUUAAUGUGCUGUCUAUCUCUUUUUUUGUUCUGACUGCUGAAAGCUUGUGAUUAAUUCUAGAAUUAAUACUGAAAACGAAAAAGAAAUUGCCUAAAAUCAAACUGAAAAGUAUUGAACUUU
This is a messenger RNA of Rhincodon typus (whale shark), 2553 nucleotides long. RefSeq names its product potassium voltage-gated channel modifier subfamily V member 1 (gene kcnv1). Gene Ontology annotation, molecular function: protein binding; voltage-gated potassium channel activity. The record is from RefSeq and is a predicted model, not a curated record. Bases 366 to 1820 code for a protein of 484 amino acids. NCBI's taxonomy places the organism in Eukaryota, Metazoa, Chordata, Chondrichthyes, Orectolobiformes, Rhincodontidae. Gene Ontology annotation, biological process: protein homooligomerization; potassium ion transmembrane transport. Gene Ontology annotation, cellular component: membrane; voltage-gated potassium channel complex. The transcript has 4 exons.